This is a messenger RNA of Ordospora pajunii, 3066 nucleotides long. Its product is annotated as RecF/RecN/SMC protein. Gene Ontology annotation, cellular component: chromosome; mitotic cohesin complex. The transcript has a single exon. The record is from RefSeq and is a predicted model, not a curated record. The coding region runs from base 1 to 3066 and encodes 1021 amino acids. Gene Ontology annotation, molecular function: cohesin loader activity; ATP binding; ATP hydrolysis activity. Gene Ontology annotation, biological process: mitotic sister chromatid cohesion. NCBI's taxonomy places the organism in Eukaryota, Fungi, Microsporidia, Ordosporidae.
AUGUAUGUAAAGAAGAUGAGGCUUAAGAAUGUCCAGAGCUUCAAGUCUGAAACAGAAUUGGAUUUUUGUGAAGAUGUGAAUGUGAUUAUUGGAAAGAACGGAAGUGGAAAGAGCAGUAUUGUGUCUGCCAUUCGAUUUGUGAUUUGUGCGGAUAAUGGAAGUGUGGAGCAGAAUUCAGAUUUUAUUCAUGAGGGAAAUGCUGUUAGUGAGGAGGAAGCUGAAGUUGAGAUCGUUUUUUGUGAGUCUAUGGGAGAAGAAGCUAUGGAGCGGGAGAUUAGUGUCCGAAGAACAAUAGGGAUGAAGAAAGAAGAGUAUUGUGUUAAUGGAAAGGUUGUUGGCAGAGAAGAAUUUGUUGGAUUUUUGCAUGAGAAUGGAAUUCUUACUGGCUCAAGUACGUAUUUUAUUGUUGCACAGGGAGAGGUUGCAGCACUUGCUACUUUGGGAGAUGAAGGCAGGUAUAAAUUGCUGAAGAAUGUUUGCGGAGUGGCUUGCUAUGAAAGGGAUAGAGAGGCGAGUGUGCGUGAGCUUGAGGAUACAAAGCAAAAUGAAGCAAAGAUAAAGCUGAUGGUAUGCAGGAUUGACGAAAAGCUCCGAGGCCUUGAGAAUGACAAAAAGGAAAUAGAGCUGUGCAAUACGCUAGAGAAUGAGAGAAGAAGGCUAGAAUAUGGAUACAUUGAGAGAGAAAUACGAGAGAUCAAUGAAGAGGUUUUACGAGUGGAAAGUUUGAUAGCGAAUGAAUAUAGAGAGUGCUCUGAUGAUGAAAAUGACUAUGGCAUUGAAGUCAAGGCGAUUGAAGAUAAGAUAAAGAUUCUUGCUGAUACAAGAAAGGGGCUGAGUAUAGACCACAGGUAUAAAGGGAAGGCGACGGAAAUUGAGAAUGGAAUAUUUAAUGUUGAAGAAAAGCGAAAUAAGUUGAAAGAGAGGCAUGCAGCAGAAGAAGAGCAGCUUUUGAAGUUUAAAGAGGAAGAAGCACAAAAUUUUACACGAUCUGUAUGUGCCAAACAUCUUAUAGGAUUUUUAGGUACACUAAUGAAUAAGAAGAUAAGCCUUGAGGAUGUAGAGGCAGCAAAAGGUAUGCUGUAUAUCAAAGUAAAUGAAACAAAAAAAUGCAGAGAAGAAGGAGCUUCGAAUAGAAAUGUGGUGGAGAGAAAGCAAGCUCUCGAAAAAAUGGUUGAGAGGAGAAAGUAUCUUUGGAGAGAGGAGAAAAAGCUAGAGCUAGCAAAGAAGUCUAUUGAUGAGAUGGUGAAACUGCAUGAAAGUAAGCUUUUUCAGAUGGUUGAUGCUAGAGUGGAUGUAUAUGAAAGUAUAAGGGAUGUGAAUGGAGUUCUUGGGUAUGUUUAUGAUUUAGUAAGUAUACCAGAUGAGCUUUUGGAUGCAUUUGAAGCAGUAGCAGGAAAUUCGCUGUUCAAUGUUGUUGUUAAGGAUGAAGAAGUUGCAUCGAGAUUAUUGAAAAAGAUUGAGGGGAUGAAGUUUAGAAUGACGUUUAUGCCAUUGAACAGGAUAGAGUUUAAGGAUGAGAAUGAGAUAAAGGAUCCAAUGGUUAUUUCCUUGGCAUCGAAGAUAAAGUGUGAGCCAAGAUACAAGGCGCUGUUCAGGCAUAUAACACGUGAUGCGUAUUUUUGCUCUGAUUUGAAGCAAGGAGUCUAUGUUUCGAAGAAGCACAAGAUCAAUGUUGUUACUAUUUCUGGAGAUGUGAUUAGUAAGGAUGGGCCUAUUAGUGGAGGGUAUGAGAAGAAGAAUGGGGCGCUUCGGGAGUAUAAGAGGAUCAGUAAGGAAGUUAAGAAGCAUGAGGAUGAAUAUAGCAAGAUACAGCAAGAGAUUAAAAAGAUUGGAAGGGAGAUUGAUGAGGCAAAGCUUGUGAUUGAUUGUGGAGAUGCUGAAAAUAGAUCGAGUGAGGUUUUGAAUGGCACAGUAGAGUUUCUUAAUGAGAAAGUGAAGGUAUUGACGAAGAUGGUAGAUAUGAGCUGCGAUGAUUCUAGAAUGGAGAUAUGCAGGCGACUUGAAAGGCUGAAAGUUGAUGAAAGAGAGAUAUUGAUGAAGAGUAACUGGUUUAUGGUUGAGAUUGGAAAGAUGGAGGCAAGGCUCAGGGAAACAGAAGCCGAAAUGAGGAGGAUGAAUGAAACUAUGAAGAGGCUUGAGGAGAAUCUUAGUAAAUCGAAGAUGCAUGAUGAAGCACUAAGGAUUGAUAGUAGAAUUGCAGAAUUGCGAGAAAGAGAAAGGAUUAUAAGGGAGAAGAUGUUCGAUCAGGAGAAUGAAGAUAUGGAUGUUGAUGCAAAAAGAGUGAAUGUGGAAACAGAGGUGCUUAUGAGGAAGAAGCAUGUGCUGAUAGGAAAGAGGAAUGAGCUGUGCAUGAAGAUAGGUGCAUCGGAUUUCAGAAACCUUGAGUGUUUGUAUCCUGAGAAGAGUAAAGAAGAAUUUGUGAGUGAGAUAUUGCGGAUAAAUGAAAGGAUUCGAGGAUUUUGUAUGAUUAGCAAAAAAAGUGUGGCACAAUGGGAAGAUUAUAGCAAUCAACGAGAUACAAUUAAGAAGAAGCUUGAAGAGCUUAGUUAUGAUCGAGAAAAGAUUUUUGAGCUUAUAUGCGAGCUUGACAUGAAGAAGGAAAAGACUAUGAAGCUUGCGGUGUCAGAAGUAAAGCAUGUGUUUUCUGAGAUAUAUUCAAGACUUACUGAUGGGAAGAAGGGCGAGCUUGUUGAGACGGAAGAAGGGCUAGGAGUUAAGAUUGAUCGGGCGAUGGAUGAUGUUAACUUGCUAAGCGGUGGGCAGAAGGCAGUUAUAGCGCUAUGCCUGAUGUUUAGCAUGCAAAAAGUAUACAAAUCACCGUUUUAUGUAUUUGAUGAGAUUGACGCUAAUUUAGACUCACAGAUACGCGAGAAAGUAUGCAUGAUGAUAAAAGAGAUGAAUGAAUGGCAUAAAUGCCAGUUUAUUAUGGCUAGUUUUAGGAAAGAGGCUCUUAUAUGUGGAGACAAAUACUUUAGUGUAGAGUUUAAAGAAAAGAAAAGUAGUGUAGCGCAAGUAUCUAGAGAGUUAGCGUAUGAGUUCUUAAAUGAUAGUCCAGAUGGGAAUUAG